This is a messenger RNA of Trichophyton verrucosum HKI 0517, 273 nucleotides long. RefSeq lists its product as uncharacterized. The record is from RefSeq and is a predicted model, not a curated record. Gene Ontology annotation, biological process: mitochondrial electron transport, ubiquinol to cytochrome c. NCBI's taxonomy places the organism in Eukaryota, Fungi, Ascomycota, Eurotiomycetes, Onygenales, Arthrodermataceae. The coding region runs from base 1 to 273 and encodes 90 amino acids. The transcript has 2 exons.
AUGAAGGGUAUCACUACCUACUCUCUCUCUCAGAACCGUCAGCGACCCGCAGCUGGCAUGCUCUACAAUGCCUUCUUCAACACCUACAGACGAGCCAAGGCACAGGUCCUCUACGUUCUCCCCCCAUUCAUUGCUGCCUACGCUCUCAUGGACUGGGCCACCAAGAAACUAUGGGUAUUUGUGUACCGAGUGAGUGAUGCUGAUGAUGAAUACAGGAACGAGUAUCUCAUGUCCAAGCCAGGCCGUCUUGCCCACGGUGGUGAUGACGAGUAA